UUCUUGUUUGAGCUAUAAAUCUGUUAGGAUUAAUUUAAUAAAUUCUACACAGUUUUAGAUUUUUUAUUUACAUGAUACUGUUUUUAAGGGUUGUGGGUUGUGUGGUGGGUUAAUGGAGAGCUGCGGUGUUAAUAACAGCGCUAAUGGCGUUGUGAGCUGGAAGAAAAAUCCUCUUCCUCUUCUUCUCCAUAGACGGGCAUCUGGACCCGCUCAUUACGCUCUCACCUCCCACACCGAGCAUGACCACAAACCCAUGGAUGGUCUUCUGGGAAAUCGUGUCUAUUCUAAAGCUCCUCCACACUGGCACACACAUUACCUAAAUGAUCUGGCUUGGAGGAUGAAACAAUGCAAGUCAGUGGUCUGUACACCACUGACUGAGAUGAGGGAGCAGUACAGGGGGCAACCAGCAUCGCAUGAGCUUCUAGUGGACCACUACAGGACCCUGAAGGCACUACAUAAACAGCUGGCUCCAUUUUCAGCCCUGCUGCCCAGAGAAGCAGCCACAGAAGUCAGCACAGCUCAUACAGACUACAGGAGCUUCAGCAGGUCUGAGCUGGCUCCUUUCCCGGAUACGCCACCCACCACGACCCUGACCACGAGCGCCGCUUUAAGCCGCCUCCCACCCCACAAAGCCCCACCCAGUUUGUCCUCUCGGCUACAGCCGCCCCUCCCAUCCCUGCCUUUGACCCGCGAUAAAAUCAGUGUGUAUAGGAACAGUUUUACUUCACCUGCCCCUCGAACCAUGUCCUGCACCCCUGCUGCCCUCCACCACAGGACAGAACGUUCAGAGCAGGGCUUCUCUCUGAGGCACGUCCUGGACGUCCCCAAGAUGUAUAGCACCGAGAACCAGAGCUAUGGAAGAGGCAGGAUGGUGCUCGUGUGAGAUCACACAUCCAUUAUUAACCAGGUCGACCAUUUUUAUCCACAGAUCUGUUUAUUAUUAAUGAAUGUGAGAGAUUUUAUUAUAAAAACAUGUGCAUGCUAAA
This is a messenger RNA of Trichomycterus rosablanca, 986 nucleotides long. RefSeq lists its product as uncharacterized. The coding region runs from base 113 to 883 and encodes 256 amino acids. Lineage: Eukaryota; Metazoa; Chordata; Actinopteri; Siluriformes; Trichomycteridae. The transcript has 5 exons. The record is from RefSeq and is a predicted model, not a curated record.